Molecule: messenger RNA, 1623 nt
Organism: Recurvomyces mirabilis
Lineage: Eukaryota; Fungi; Ascomycota; Dothideomycetes; Mycosphaerellales; Teratosphaeriaceae
Exons: 1
Coding region: 1-1623 (540 amino acids)
Source: RefSeq, a predicted model, not a curated record
AUGGCACCUUCCAGAUGGAUGGCUCUCUGGGCGCUCCACAAUCACUUUGGCCAAUUCUUUACAUCAUUGCCAAGUGAGCUCAAGCUCGAGAUCUUGUACUGCACCGGCGCCAUCCCUCGCCCAGAAUCAGAGCGCCACCUUGAUCUAAGUGCCGAAAGCGACGACGACUCACCUUACACUCCUCGUCGCCACCCGGCUGAGAAACCACCACGACAUGGCUGCCCCUUGCUCAAGCUGCCUUUUGAGCUGCGACGUCACAUCUUCAUGUACGAGCUGGUGUCGCAGAAGAGCUAUCUACCGCACUGUUGCGACGACAAGAAGGACUGCGCGAAGAAGCAUGUCGAUCGUGUCCCAUCCCCAGCUCCGCAGGCAGCCCAAUCGCUCUCAGAUAGCCCUCCAGAGGGUUGCGGUCGCAGUCUCCGCAGCCUUGGUCUGGCAGCAGGGGCUCAGCUCACGAAGCUUAUAGAGCCAAUGGGCGCCCCAAGAAGGAGAAGGAGGCUUCAGACCACGCGGUUGGAGUCCCUGGAGCCUACAGUGGCGAAGCCAGAGACCAGAAAUCGUGCGACUCAAUUCAUGAGCCUCUGCAAGAAGCUCAAAGGAGAAAUCGCGACUAUCAUGUACGAAGAGCGUACCUUCACCGUCCACAUCCACGAAGGUCUCAAGCACGGUGGGAUCGAAUUCGUCAACAGCGGCCGCCAGAAGCUGCAAUACAAGGACGAGGUGAUUGAGGAUAGUCGUUUCGCUCGCUUCAAUCAUCGCGAGGAGAAUGGCUUCGAUCGCCUGAAGAAGAUCAAGAUCGUGAUCGUGCCGCCAUCUGUCAACGAGGAUGCGAUUGGACAUCCUCACGUCCACACAUUCUUCAUGACCUGGUCGCUCUGUCAGCUCCUACAGAAGAGUGUUGAAAAGCACAAGCUUGACUUCCUGACCAUUGACUUCGCCGAUGCGCCAGAAGGCAGUCAAGAGCUCAUGGGCCGGCGUGUCAUUGCUAGAUCCGAUCGAUACCUCUGGGAUGGUAUGGCAAAGCAGCCGAGCACGACCACUUUCGACAGCCUCCCCGACAUCGAGAUGAUACUCCGGCCCUUCGCGAUCCUGCGCGCCCACAACGUUACCGUUACCCUCCCUCCGAUCCUCGCCAUGCAUGCUCCAACGAAGCAGUUCACCGCCACUUUGGAGCAGCGCAUUCUGUCUAAGGACGCUCUCACGGCGGAGUAUGAUCCUGUCCUGCUCAAUGAAGACUACGCUCACCAAUUUCGAGCGAUUCACGGCGACUGGCUCCGCUUCACCCUCAGCAAGCUCUACAGCGACAACAGGCCCGCAAUUCGUGUUCCAGACCUCGACGAGCAGGACUUCCAGGCUGACAUCAACGAGGACGAUUACCUGCCGGAUAGCGUGCCGGCGAGCUUUUUUGGAGGAUGGUCCAGCAAGGGCAGUCCAAGGAAGCGCAAGAGCCUUCACGAAAGCGACUUCGAGGCAUCCAACGACAAAUCGGGGCGUACUGUGCGUAGUGCUGAGGAGGACGAGUAUAAAAAGCGCGACUUCGGGGAUGCGGACUUUGGAAGGCUCGACCGAGAUAUGCAGCGAGCUUUGCAGGCGUCGAUGGAGACAUACGCUAGAGAAGCAUGA